This is a messenger RNA of Papaver somniferum (opium poppy), 834 nucleotides long. Its product is annotated as heme-binding-like protein At3g10130, chloroplastic. Lineage: Eukaryota; Viridiplantae; Streptophyta; Magnoliopsida; Ranunculales; Papaveraceae. The transcript has a single exon. The record is from RefSeq and is a predicted model, not a curated record. Bases 91 to 744 code for a protein of 217 amino acids.
CCACUCCCUUUCCCAUAUGUUUACUGAUUUUAUUGCUCUUCUUUAAAUUUAGGGCAUCGUACGAAAUCGUAAACAAAGAAAAUUCACGAAAUGGGUAUGGUAUUUGGGAAAAUUAGUGUAGAGACAGCAAAAUAUGAAGUUGUUCAAUCAUCAGAAGAUUACGAAAUCCGAAAAUACACUCCUUGUGUGGUAGCUGAAGUGGCUUACGAUCCAUCAAAAUUUGGCGGAGACCGUGAUGGUGGAUUCAUGGUUCUUGCAAAUUACAUCGGCGCUGCUGGAAAUCCUCAGAACACUAAACCUGAAAAGAUAGCUAUGACGGCACCAGUCAUUACUACUCAAAAAGCAUCAGAAAAGAUUGCGAUGACGGCUCCAGUCAUUACUACACAGAGAACACCAGAAACUGUUGAUACGCAUCAGGAAAAAACAACACCAACAUCCAUGGUUAUGCAGUUUGUACUGCCGACGAGCAAGUACACGAGCGUUGAGCAAGCGCCGAAGCCUACGGAUGAAAGGGUUGUGAUAAGAGAGGAGGGUGAGAGGAAGUACGCUGUGGUUAAGUUUUCAGGAUUAAUAACGGAUCAAUUGGUGGAAGAAAAGGUGAAGAAGCUGAUGGAGAGCUUGGAGAGAGAUGGCUGUAAGGUAAUUACUAGGGAAAAUGAGGAUAAGUUCUUGUUAGCUAGGUACAAUCCACCAUGGACAUUACCUAUGUUUCGUACAAAUGAGAUCAUGAUUCCCGUUGAAUGAUUGGGCGUAGUGAUAAAGUUUGUAAGCAGGAAACAAAUCUAUGAGUAAAUGCUAUUUGUUUACCAAUUGCAAUUUUCACAGUUGAUUACC